GGGUCACAGAAUGGCUAAGGCAGCUUUAAGUGCAGGGUGGAUUUUUUUUUCUCAGUUUGCCUUCUGUUUUCCACUCUGAAAGAAUGUUGUGGCCGCUCUUCCUUCUGGUGACGGCUAUUCAUGCUGAACUCUGUCAACCAGAUGCAGAAAAUGCUUUUAAAGUGAGACUUAGUAUCAAGACUGCUCUUGGAGACAAAGCAUAUGCCUGGGAUAUAAAUGAAGAAUAUCUCUUCAGAGCGAUGGUAGCUUUCUCCAUGAGAAAGGUUCCCAAAAGAGAAACAACAGAAAUUGCUCAUGUCUUACUUUGCAAUGUAACCCAGAGGGUGUCAUUUUGGUUUGUGGUUACAGACCCUUCAAAAAAUCACACCCUUCCUGCUGCUGAGAUCCAGUCAGCCAUAAGAAUGAAUAGGAACCGGAUCAACAAUGCCUUCUCUUUGAGUGACCAAACUCUGGAAUUUUUAAAAAUUCCUUCCACACUUGCACCACCCGUGGACCCAUCUGUACCCAUUUGGAUUAUUAUAUUUGGUGUGAUAUUUUGCAUCAUCAUAGUUGCAACUACACUACUGAUUUUAUCAGGGAUCUGGCAAAGUAGAAGGAAGAACAUGGAACCAUCUGAAAUGGUUGACGCUGAAGAUAAACGUGAAAACAUGAUCACAGUUGAAAACGGCAUCCCCUGCGACUCUUUGGACGCGAAGGGAGGGCACAUUAACGAUGCCUUCAUGACAGAGGAUGAGCGGCUCACCCCUCUCUGAAGGGCUAUUGUUCUGCUUCCCUGAUAAAUUCAACACUUGUUUCUGCGCUACUGCUGAGCAUUCCCAGAUACCAAGGGGAGAUCAUAUAUAUUGUUUCACCAUCCUUUUUUGUAAUAAAUCUUGAAUGUGCUU
Microcebus murinus (gray mouse lemur) is the source of this 884-nucleotide messenger RNA. RefSeq names its product collectrin, amino acid transport regulator (gene CLTRN). Gene Ontology annotation, cellular component: plasma membrane; extracellular exosome. The record is from RefSeq and is a predicted model, not a curated record. Gene Ontology annotation, biological process: positive regulation of amino acid transport. NCBI's taxonomy places the organism in Eukaryota, Metazoa, Chordata, Mammalia, Primates, Cheirogaleidae.